This is a messenger RNA of Saccoglossus kowalevskii, 543 nucleotides long. Its product is annotated as calcium-activated chloride channel regulator 4-like. NCBI's taxonomy places the organism in Eukaryota, Metazoa, Hemichordata, Enteropneusta, Harrimaniidae. The record is from RefSeq and is a predicted model, not a curated record.
AUGACGUCAGCUUCGUCUUAUUUGUAUAACGCCACCCAUCAUAGAGCUUACUUUCGAUACAUCACCAUCCUCGUACCAGAGCAUUGGGCACCUAGUGAGGAGUACGAGGUUGCUGGGCAGGAAUCAAUACAGCACGCUGAUAUACACAUAGAUGCAAAUUCCUGGCCGCAUGUGAAGAGUUACAAGAAUUGUGGAAGAGUUGGACUUGGAAUGUACAUUGGUAAAAAUCUUUUCACCAAAACAGGGUUCUCACCAUACGGACAAAGAGAUAGAGUGAUUGUACAUGAAUGGGGUCAUUACCGUUGGGGAGUGUUUGAUGAAUAUCCUACUGGUAAUGAUGCACAGUUCUACUACUCGUCAGACGGUCGGCUCAAACCUGUGGCAUGUUCUACAGCCGUUGAAGUCCGUCAAUCAGACAUACGUAGGAAAGAUGGUACAACUGAUGAUGAAUGUGUUACGGAUAAAUCCAAAUGUUACUACUAUAUUAAUUAUAGUGACCAGACAGCGACGGGAUCUAUUAUGUUCAUGCAGUUUAUAACAUCA